AUGAGCAGUCUUUCCAGACUUAAAUCACGCAUUUGCAAACCAGCAGCUCGGAAAAAGUUACACAUUUUUUGCGACGAACAGAGUUACGCUGAUAAUUUGACUCGUCUGUACAUAUACAAUCAGCUGGACGGAAAAAACACAAACGAGAAAAACGCAUAUAGAGAAAAUGUAAAUAAAUAUGUGGGGAAAGUAUCAGCACAUUUAAAAAUUAACAAAGGGAAUGGUAACAUCCUAUUUUCCGUUCCCACCUUUUUGGACAUUUUUUUCUUUAAUUAUUUCAAACUUAAUCACAAGGCGAAAUUAGUUUUUCUGUACAGCGUGCUCAACAUUAAGACGGAAGAAAAAGCUCAAUUCCGUCUGAAGAAGGAACAAAAUGAAAAAAAAAAAAAAAAAAUUUUAACACACUUGUGCGAAAUUCUUGUAAACUCCGACACGAACUAUGUACAGGAAAUACGUCUAAAGUAUAUAAACAAAUUUUAUCAGUCAAAUGAUAGGGAAAAAAGACACCUAACCAAUCAGCAGCAAAAGGUUAAUUGUAACCCCCACGCCAUUAUCCCUCUAAGUAACAGAAAAACCUUCAUACAGGACAUACUAAAUCAAACACAGAAUUUAAAAGAUUUGUCAAUACUUAUUUGCAUUAUAAGAAAAGCAUCUUCCUUCCACACGUUCGAUUGCUCCAAAAUUUUAGACGCCCUGUUGAGAAAGCUUUAUUCACAUAUUAACAAUUUUUCCGUGGCAGUACAACCCAACUGUGCACGUAGUGUGAGGCACUGCGCGUCCUUAACCCUAACCGAUCAGAAUAAAAUAGAACAGACCAAAACGGUAAAAAUACGGGACCUUCUUUAUUCCUUCUACCAACUUGUCUACCUCCAGCGGGGCCCGAAAAUCCAGAUUAUUUUUUUAAGAAUUCUGGCCAUCCUUGGGAAAAAUUACGCAUACCUUGGGAAGGACGGCCAAGGCGCUUGGGGGAAAGCAGCGAACGAAUUCCAUGCGAACCCUACGACUUCCACCCACUCCCCUGUGCAAAACCUCUUCCUCUGUAACAAAGACAUCGAGCAACUCUUCUUCCUCCUCAGUAAGAAUGCCCACCUGAACGGCCACUUUAUCCACCCCCUAGUUAUGCACUUCUAUGUGAAACUGUUCGGCCUGAACCCCGCAGUAACCUACUUUAGCAAAUUAAUUAAACAAAACGGUGAAGCAAGUUGUGCCUUCUGUCCCAUUUCUAUGUUCCCAAAGAGCUCCCCAUCCUACCUCAAUUUUUUAAAAAAAACGGAUGUGAAAAAUUAUUUCCACACGUUCUACCAAGCGCUAUGCAUCAAAUAUUUGUUAAAAAGAAAAAUAAAAUUCCCUGAUCAUCUGAGCAGCUUUGACCAUAUUGCAUGCUCAGGUGUGACCCACGCACCUCAUCUGAGCCAUGUUCUGCUUUACCAAAAUAUAAUUAACAAAAUAAUCACCAAGUCCUUUUAUCUUUAUCAAGCGAAAGUCAAUCCAAAGGGUAAAUACACUCACAAAUGGCUGCACACAACUACAAACAGUGCACGUCAAAAAUAUGGAAAUAAUUACAUAUAUCACUUUACCAAUUGUAAGUUUUUUCAUUUAACAUACGUCAGAGCAAUAAUUCGAGGAAGAAAAAGCGGGAAGCAUUUCGGAAAAUGUGCACCACGUGGUCUGCGUGGAAAGGAGGCGACGCAGAAAUUAUCAACCCAAGCAGUACCUUUGAAGUGGUACCCGCAAAGGGAAGGUUCCGCGUGA
This is a messenger RNA of Plasmodium coatneyi, 1752 nucleotides long. RefSeq lists its product as uncharacterized. The transcript has a single exon. Lineage: Eukaryota; Apicomplexa; Aconoidasida; Haemosporida; Plasmodiidae. The record is from RefSeq and is a predicted model, not a curated record. The coding region runs from base 1 to 1752 and encodes 583 amino acids.